AUGCCGCUCCCCGCCGGUCCGGAGGGGUCAUUGAACGCGCGCACGAGCGACUUAGUGGGCACGGAGCCCUGUGACGAGGAAGACGCGGCCGGUCACAUUAACGUGCCAGGUCCCGGAGGCAAUGGUCCUGACCCCACCCCACCACCUAGUGACAGCACCACCGCCUGCCUCGACGACGACCGACUCAACCAACUCAUUGACCAGCGACUCAAACACCCAGAACGAGAACAUCAAACUGUACACAACCAGGAGGCUGGACCUGCCCGAACGAGGCACCCUAGAGCCAGAGAACGGGGCAGGGCACACAGCGACCAGGAAGAACGAAUCAGCUCCAGCAAUGGCUUCCUCCCACUCGCCGUCUUGCCGGGCCACGAUGACGAAGCCGCAACCGACGAGGCGACUCAAGACAUGGUCUCCCUCCCCGAAGUCGCGCCUGGGACCGAAGUCGUCCCCGAGCAAAACGCUGGCGCCAACGGCGACGACGACGACGACGAGGAGAAGACUACCCUGGAAGCGGAGCAACUCGGCGGCGAUGAGCAGGCCGCACAUGAACAGGAAGAGGAACCCGCUCCCGAGGAGCAACCCGCUCCCGAGGAGCAAACCGCUCCGGAGGAGCAACCGGCUCCGGAGGAGGAGGAGGAGGAGGAGGGGGAAGAGCUGACUGUUCCCGAAGAGGAGGGGGAGACGGUACCCGUUGAAGAGACCACGACGACCAAGAUUGCGACCACCAGUAGAACCGACACAGAGACGACCGCCGCUGAAGAAGAGGAGACUACCUCGGCAGAGGAAGAGACUACCCCGUCAGAGGAGGAGACUGCCUCGGCAGAGGAGGAGACUGCCUUGGCGGAGGAAGAGACUACCCGGUCAGAGGAAGAGACUACCCGGUCAGCGGAGGAAGUGACCUUGUUGUUGGUGGAGGAGGAGGCGGCGACGUUGAUUUUGCCUGAGGAGGGUGCGCCAUUGCGUCGAGCGAUUGCGCCGCCGUUGGCUCCAUCAUUUUCGCGUUUGCAGAAUUUGGUGGAGAACGUGGCGAAGACGCCGUUGACGGAGGAGGAGGAGGCGGAGUCGGCGCAGACGGAGGGUGAGUUGUUGCCGUGUUUGUUACGGCCGGGUGGGUGCGAAGUGGAGGACCGGACGCCGUCGGAGACGAAGCCGUCGGGGAAGCAGGGUCAGGUGUUGAAGAAGACGCAAGCUCAGAUUGCGAAAUCGGUGACGAAAUUGCAGAAGGAUUUAGACAUGCGAACAGCAGAGGUGGUUAAGGAGAUAGAGCGACGGGCGGCUGAAAUGCGGCGUGAGAUUGCACAGGAGGCAGAGCAGGUGAUUGAAGCCGUGAAAUAUCUUGUUACAAUCCUUGCAGACUCGGUCACUCGCGCGGACGAAAUGGGCGAAGGUUUUGUACGAGAAUGGUUCGAUGACGCCAGCCAGCGCUACGUAGGCACCACUGCCAAACCAUUGGACGCCGAAAUCAACACCUGGGAAGCCGACUUUAAACAAGAAAAUAAAGGCGCACAUAAAAGCAUGGUCGACCAACUCAAAGCCCGGGUCGAAAAAACUCGGAAAAAAUAUGGACAACCAAGAGACACUAGUGAUAUUAACGCCGAACUCGGUCUAGAAGACCAGCAAACCGACCAGCCGGAGCCGGAGGCGAAGGCCGAGGGGAAGGCGGAGGCGAUGUCGAAGGCCGAGGUGAUGGCGGAGCCGGAGGCGAAGACCGAGGUGAUGGCGGAGCCGGAGGCGAAGACCGAGUCGAAGAAGAAAGGGAUUGAGAAGAACCAGAAAAAGGAGGCUGAGGGGGAGGCAGAAGAAAGUGACCAACAGGAAAAGUCUUUUCGCAAACGAGUUUCUACUACGCCCACUCCAGAGGAUGCCGACUUCACCGAAGAAUUAAAAGAAGGCCAAGCUAAGGACUUCCAGAAUCUAUCGGCUCCGUUGGCCCGGUAUGGAUUUAUAGAUGCCGCCUGA
Molecule: messenger RNA, 1962 nt
Organism: Gregarina niphandrodes
Lineage: Eukaryota; Apicomplexa; Conoidasida; Eugregarinorida; Gregarinidae
Exons: 1
Coding region: 1-1962 (653 amino acids)
Source: RefSeq, a predicted model, not a curated record